Messenger RNA from Labrus bergylta (ballan wrasse), 1677 nucleotides. NCBI's taxonomy places the organism in Eukaryota, Metazoa, Chordata, Actinopteri, Labriformes, Labridae. The record is from RefSeq and is a predicted model, not a curated record.
AACAUCCAAGAUUAUUUUCAAACUGUAAGCAGAUUUUGCGACACUGAUCUGACACCCUUCUCUGUUUCAUCCUCAGGUCAUGGAGUGAACGUCGCAGCAUCAGUUGAUCCAAUGAUUGAGACCGGCACUCCGAGCAUGUUCGGCAGGACCGAACCGGCCAACUGUACCGUGUGCUGCUGUACGCUGGCCAACAAAAUCUUCAUGGUGCUCUUCAUGGUGCUGCUCAUCUUCGCCAUCUUGUUUGGGAACUUGGUGACUCUGGCUGUGGUUCUUGGGACCAAGCACUUCAAGACAUCUCAGGGUUACCUAAAGGCGUCACUGGCUGUGGCUGAUCUGGCCGUGGGGAUAUUUGUCGUUCCGCUGUCGGUCUAUGCUGAGAUUUCACUCAUGCUGACCGACUCUGCACCAGAGUGGACUUCAUAUAACUCGCAGUUGGUGAGUUUCCACCCGUGCAACGUCAUCGGACCCAUCUUCGCUGGGUGCACUUUGGUUUCCAUCACGACCAUUUUCCUGCUGACGAUCGAGAGGAGCAUCGCCGUGUUGAGGCCGCUGCACAAAGACUCUGUGAUCACGCGCAAAAGAACCAUGAUCCUCAUCGUCCUGUCCUGGGUGGGGAGCUUCUUCCUGGCCGUGUCUCCGAUGGUUUUCAGCAACGAGAUCGCUCUGGAGUACAACUCCUGCAGCCGGAUGUGUAACUACGCUCUGGGGACUAUCGGCGAGUUCCCCAGCCAGGCCUGGAACAUCCUCCUCCUCUUCCCCGCGUUCGACUUCACCCUCCUGGGAGGGACCGUGGUCAUCAACAUCAUCUCUCUGUCCAGCAUCCGGCAGCACUCGAGGCGCAGGAAACACCUAGCCGAGUCCGAGUGCCAAAGCACCUCCAAACCCACCUUCUCCGACAUCAAAGCAGCCAAAACAAUAGGGACACUGACCGUGGCGUUUACCGCAUCAUUCACGCCCAUCGCUGUCUUCGUGGUCGGGAACGUUUUGGGGAAUAAAUGGUGCAACUUUUCCUUUUUUGCCUUCUGGAUUUUGGCCUCCAACAGCUGCUGGAAUGUGAUCAUUUACAGUGUGAGGGAUCAGAAGUUCAGACUGAGAGCACACAAACUCCUCAUGCCUUUCCAGAGAAAAGACUUGACCAAAUCCUAAAACAAAAUCAGGGACCAAAGAUCAAGAGAACUGCAUCUUAUAAAUGCUUGUUAAACAAACUCUAACACACUCGCUAAGAGACGUAUCUGCAUGUUUGAUGGAUUGCUGUUGUGGUAUAACAAAGUUUAUUUUGAACAUAGCAUGGAAAGUUUUUAGGUGUUCACAAAUGUUGGAUAUGAACUGCUCCUCUUUGUGAGCGUUUGUCUUGUUCUGUGCAACAUUACAGAAGCUUGCUUCAGUCUGUUGAAUCAUGGUUGUUUAGCAGAGUGUGAUCUAUUAAAACAUGCUACAAGACAAAUCUGCCGUCAGUGUAUGAGGCUGAAUGUGGAUGUCAGAGAAGAUAUGUCUGAGAUAUUUCUGCAGGUUUUUAGUUUUUUCAGGGUGAUAAUGAAUCAUUGCAACAUGCUCAUUAAAUAUGGCAGCUUGGUCAGUGUUCCUCUAUGUCAAAAAAAAUCUGACAUCAGCUCGACCCAUGCAGAGCUCUGUGGUGAAGUUCACAUUUCUAAAUAAAGGUCGCAGACAAACCUUUAA